Molecule: messenger RNA, 3912 nt
Organism: Chara braunii
Lineage: Eukaryota; Viridiplantae; Streptophyta; Charophyceae; Charales; Characeae
Source: the annotation of a GenBank genome assembly
CGAUGAUCUAGUGCCUUUGUUCUCUUUUGUGUGUAGUAGUAUAUAGGAGGCAACUGAACGGAAUUGUGACUAGCUGGCAGCCUCGCCUGGCCGUACUCUCUCUUCUAUGCAGUAAACGGGGCGGAAGUUUGAUUAGGCUGGCCGUAGGCCCGUAGUACUUAAUCUUGUGGAUCACUGAAUGGAAGGUCAUGUAGGUGGGCAUAGCAGACUGUUGAAGCAGCAGCGGAACUUCAAACUUGGAGUCACAAGAAACUUGAAGAAAGAAUGGACGCCUCUUGUUCGUCCUCUCGUGAGCUCGAACCGCGGUCAGCUGGCCAUGAUAAGUGGACUUAGAACAUCCAGAGUUCAAACGGCUGGUGAGCUCCCGAGCGCGGGGAUGGCUGGCAAGCGACUGCAGCAGUCGCGCAGAGGUGGUGUGAGGAAAGGGUUUGACAUGGUCAUGUUUCGGUGGCUGGUCGAGCAUACGGCCAUAUGCGACGGGCGACCAUCCAGGAAACGGGAGGGGCGGAAGACCGGUCGCACGAACGGUAGCGGGAAUAGUUUCGCGCAGGGGAGGAGAGGUGCUCCAGAGCUCCGUUCCGCGUGGGUGGGAGUGAGCACGUCCCCUCGGUCGGGAUCCGUGUCUGCGUCGGGAUCCGACGCGGAGUCGGGGGCUCUGAAGAGGAGCUCAAGCAGGCACCGCGCGAACAGGAACGUCUCUUCCCGUCGCACACAUGUGUAUGGAGCGGGAUCUGGCGCAUUGGGAUCCGUCGCACAUGAACCCCCUGCCGAGUCGGACGUGGAGGUUGACCGAUCGAACGCCUGGGACUUCGUCGCAAAAGAGCAAAGCAGCGGCGGCUGGCGGCACUCUCGUCACGAGAAGAGUGACGGGCUCGCCACGCACAGAGAGGAGGGCGAAUCACGUUGGCAGUUUGGUUAUCGAGUUUGUCCGACGUGGGGGGGGUCGGUGGGUGGAGCGCGAGAAGUGGGUGCAGGUGCGAGGCUUGAAACAACGGGAAGGUUCGUAGCUAGGUUCGGGAGCUUGCCCGAAGCUGCAGGUCGAGGGAGAGACUAUGAGGAGAGUUGCUUGCUCAAGAAGCUCAAGGGAAAGGGCAGGCUGAUGACACAAAAGAAGAGGGGGGGGGAGGGGGAGGGGGAGGGGGAGGGAGCAGUGUUCGAAGGCCUGUGUUUCUACCUAGAUAAGGACGUCGGGGACAGCUUGGGGGCCACCCUGCGGCGAAUGAUUCUGGGGAACGGUGGGAGAGAGAGCGACUGCUGGCCGGUUGUGGACUCGGAAGCCGCUGACAAGAGCACCGCUUUUCACGGCGGCAGGAGCUUGAGCAGCGGCAGUGGCAGCGACACGACCGCUGUACCCGGUGCCCGGCGAAGAGGGGGUCAACCAAAGGUCACUCAUGUCGUUUGCAGGGUCCAAUCUCUGGACAAGUACGCGGGCCAGCUGACCAACCUGGUUAGCCCGACGUGGAUUCUGCGAUCGGUGCGGCUGGGGAGGCAGGCCAAGCAAGUCACCUAUUCUGCGGAUCUGGCAAUGCACAUGGCAGUGGCAAUGGUAGGGGGAGGAGGGGUGAGAAGAGGGGGAGGGGGAGGAGGAGGAGGAGGAGGAGGAGGGGGAGAAGGAGGACAAGGCGCUGAAAGCAGGCAAGGAGUUGGAAGAGAGGGCCAGGGGGGAGGAAGGGGGCCAGGAGGACAAAGAGGACGAGGAGGAGGAGGAGGAGAAGAUGGAGGGGAGGAAAGAGGACGCGACCGAGGAAGAGGAGGAGGAAGAGGAGGAGGGGGAGGAGAAGCAGCAGAAGCAGAAGCCGGAGGAGAAAAUGGAGGGGAAGAAGCAUGGACAGGGAAGAGAACAUCUCAUUGGGGGGAUCCCGUUGCGGAAUCCUUUGAUAGAGGAGGAGGAGGAGGAGGAGGAGGAGGAGGAGGAGGAGGAGGAGGAGGAGGAGAAGGUGCAGGACGCGCAGGGCGGAAAAGCUUGCACUGGGAACAACCUGUCCCGCACUACUUCGAUCCAAUUGCGGGGCCCGGAGGAGGAGGAGGAGGAGGAGGAGGAGGAGGAGGGGAAGGACGAGGAGGUGCGAGAGGAGGAGGUUUAGGGGGAGGUGAGAGAGGAGGAGGUUUAGGAGGAUGGCCAACUAGGAAAACGUCGCAGUGGGGAGAUUCUCUGGCGGAUUACUGGGUUAGGAAUCUCGCGGGCUCGAGCGAGUUGUUGACGUCAACUCGGAAGCCAGCGGAGGAUUCGCUGCCAAGCAGCAGUUCGCCGACUGCCUCGACUCUGAGUUCCAGCUGGAUACCAUUGGAUAGCGAGUUGGAGGCAAUGAUGGAGGAGAUCGAGGACGCCAAGGCAGCAGCAGGGAGGAGAGAGAGGGAGCUCCAAGUGCGGUUGGCGAAAGAGGGUAUACGGAGAAGGAGAGGGGAGAGUAGGCAGCCCUUUCGUCUGCGUCCAAGGGAGGAAACCCCUCCCGCUCUUCUGGAAACUGUGUGGUGGAUGGUCUCCGAGCCACCUCCAACUGCCAGGAUAAUCGUCGAUCACGACGACGCCUCUGGAGGGUUCAUUGAAUUCUCUGUCGGCAAGAUGGCCUCUUCGGCGCCAAUCACGCAGCGAGAUGAAGAAGGGCACCACCUACCAUUUAGCAGAGCCGAGGGGGGGAGUGAGAAUGGUGAGCAGGGGAUCCUCCAUGGGGGGGAUCAUAGACACGACCACAGUCGCGAUCGCAGGGGUCGGGUGACAGCUACACGGUCUGAGUCCUCCUCGACGAGCAGCCCGAGGACCCACCUGAGCAGUCCGACGUGGGGAUUAGUUGGCCACCAGAUCCCGACGGCUAUGGCGGCUCCCACCUCCAUAGCCGCUGCACCUUCUGAGGCCGUCUUCCCCCGAAACGGUGCGAACACUGCGAAGAUGGCUUACCCGGAUCACGACCGCAUGGGUUCGGGGGAGGCCCCAACCCCUUCUGCCUCCCCCGUCCACGGAGUCCAGGGAUCGACCCUCACCCCCCGCCCCCUGUCUCCAACGGAAAUCACGGAGGUCGUCUAUCCUUUCCCCUUCCUUACCGUGCUCUUCCCCCUCGACAGGUUUGCGGAAAUGGGACUAACCUCUCGCCUCUACUUCUCCGACCGAGGAUUCACUCGCCCACAGAUACUGGAACGCGUGUACUCGUUCUAUCAGGGCGACAUGACGGAGGAGGAACUGAGUGUGGCCCUACACACAGACUCUCGGCGUGCUGAUCGAUUACGAGCUGCGUACGUCGCUGGAGAGCUCACAACGUUGUCAAGUAUGCGAAGUGCCGCAACUGCAGCAGCAGCAGCAGCAGCAGGAGGAGGAGGAGGAGGAGGAGGAACUGAGGAGAGGAGAAGAAGAGAGUACUACCCUUCUUCGGCACAGGGCGACAACGCCGACAAGUCUCGCCCCCCGUCGAGCGAGAGGUUUCACAUUAAACGGGUGGAGUUUCUAGGUAGCAGGCGGAGGUUUGCAGGCCUGCUCCGAACUGGCUGGGAUGAGAGUGGACAGGUGUACGAGCUGUUGAUUGGAGUGUAACCUGUUCGACGUCGUCGUCGUCGUCGUUGUCGUGGUCGUCGGAGAGGAGGGGCAUCGACCGGUCACACAGCGUCACACAGCGUCACACAGCGUCGCACAGCGUCACACAGCGUUUACUUCUGUUCAUCUUGUUGUAUGGGGAUUCGAACUCGAGGUCGGUAUUCCAACAGACCGUGGGUGCACGAACCGAGCUAGGCCACAUAGCAUAACGAUUACACAAAUGGGGUUCUGGUGGUUGGUUUUGAUCGGCAGUCUGUUCUGUGCCGGGAGCAUGAAGCGUCGCACAGCCUCGCACAAACGGGGUUGGUUCAUAUGUUGAGUUGCGGGCAUUCGCCGGGACUGGCCGUGUGUAUAGUACUUGUGGAAUUUAGAAGACGUGGCUUGCCGAG